ACAGAUGUGUCUGUAUCAGGAUGGGUCUAAACAACAUGGUGUAAAUGCAGUUGCUGGUGAGCCUCAUUUCCUGUAGGAGGUGAACAAGAGCAGAGAUCUGUUUCCCUUCAGAGCACAGAGGUUGUUUCUGUUCAGAGAAAGUCAAACUGUCUGACAGUCACUGAGAGACGGUGAAACGGCACAGCACAUGAAUCAAAUGGACCAAAUAAAAUUCUGCUGUUCAGUCUGUUUGGAUCUACUGAAGGAUCCGGUGACUAUUCCCUGUGGACACAGCUACUGCAUGAACUGUAUUAAAACCCACUGGGAUGGAGAGGAAAACAGGAAAAUCUACAGCUGCCCUCAGUGCAGACAGACUUUCACAGCGAGGCCUGUCCUGGUGAAAAACACCAUGUUAGCAGAAUUAGUGGAGGAGCUGAAGAAGACUGGACUCCAAGCUGCUCCUGCUGAUCACUGCUAUGCUGGACCUGAAGAUGUGGCCUGUGAUGUCUGCACUGGAAGAAAAAUCAAAGCCUUCAAGUCCUGUUUAUUCUGUCUGGCAUCUUUCUGUAAGGAACACCUUCAGCCUCAUUAUGAUGUGGUUCCAUUAAAGAAACACAAGCUAAUGGAACCAUCCAAGAAGCUCCAGGAGAACAUCUGCUCUCGUCAUGAUGAGGUGAAGAAAAUGUUCUGCCGUACUGAUCAGCAGAUUAUCUGUUAUCUCUGCUCUAUGGAUGAACAUAAAGGCCACGACACAGUCUCAGCUGCAGCAGAAAGGACUGAGAGGCAGAGAGAGCUGGAGGUGAGUCGACAAAACAUCCAGCAGAGAAUCCAGGACAGAGAGAAAGAUGUGAAGCUGCUUCAACAGGAGGUGGAGGCCAUCAAUCAGUCUGCUGAUCAAACAGUGGAGCACAGUGAGAAGAUCUUCACUGAGCUGAUCCAUCUCAUCCAGAAAAGAAGCUCUGAUGUGAAGCAGCAGAUCAGAUCCCAGCAGGAAGCUGAAGUGAGUCGAGUCAAAGAGCUUCAGGAGAAGCUGGAGCAGGAGAUCACUGAGCUGAAGAGGAAAGAUGCUGAGCUGAAGCAGAUAUUGAAGCAGCUCUCACACACAGAGGAUCACAUCCAGUUUCUACACAACUACCCCUCACUGUCAGCACUCAGUGAGUCUACAGACUCAUCCAGCAUCAAUAUCCGUCCUCUGAGCUACUUUGAGGAUGUGACAGCAGCUGUGUCAGAGGUCAGAGAUAAACUACAGGACAUUCUGAGAGAGGAAUGGACAAACAUCUCACUGACAGUCACUGAAGUGGAUGUUUUACUGUCAGAUCCACCAGAGCCAAAGACCAGAGCUGGAUUCUUAAAAUAUUCAUGUGAAAUCACACUGGAUCCAAACACAGCAAACAAACAGCUGUUAUUAUCAGAGGGGAACAGAAAAGCAACAUUAAUGAAUCAACAACAGUCUUAUUCUGAUCAUCCAGACAGAUUCACUGUACGAUAUCAGGUCCUGAGUAGAGAGAGUCUGACUGGACGUUGUUACUGGGAGGUGGAGUGGAGAGGGAGAGGAGGUUAUGUAGUAGUUUCGUAUAAGAAUAUUAUCAGAGAAGAUUGUGGGAAUGAAUCUAAAUUUGGACAUAAUGACAAAUCUUGGGCAUUAAAUUGUUAUCAAAACCGUUAUAAAUUGUGGUACAACAACAUCCAAACUCCUGUCUCAGGUCCUCGUUCCUCCAGAGUAGGAGUGUACCUGGAUCACAGAGCAGGUAUUUUGUCCUUCUACAGCGUCUCUGAAACCAUGACUCUCCUCCACAGAGUCCAGACCACAUUCACUCAGCCGCUCUAUGCUGGACUUUGGCUUUACUGCAAUUUUGGAGACACUGCUGAGUUCAUUAAACUCAAGUAGAAUGAAGUAUUUUGGUAUUGUCUAAUAUUGUUGUAUUUUACUUUUAUACAAUGGUGACAUGCUUGAAUCCCUGUUGGAUUCUGAAAUCACAUAUCCGGAUGUUUGCACUCAUGGAGAUUCUGCUAGUUUUAUUAAACUGAAAUAGAUCAAAAUCUUUCAUAUUGUUCUGCUUUUUAAUCUAUAAUAUAUCGUUAUUGUUUUUUCUCUCCAUGCUGGUUGUGGCAUUUCUCAACACCACAGAGAUCAGCUGUCAGUCAAACAAAACAAACAGUUUUUGUUUGUUUUGGGGUUGUUUGUUAAGACUGUCACAGUCCUGCGUCUGCCACCCAGUGUUUUGAGUUUUGUACUAUUAUUGAUUUUUGGUUUUGGUUUUCAGUAUUAUUUUCAGUGCUCUGCUUCUGUGUCUCAGGCUCUUCGUUCCCGGGGUUCAGGUUUUCAUAACGUUUACUACCUUCCUCAUGUUCUUUUAGUUAGUUUAUCCCAGUUCAGGUUCUGUCUGUCUAAGACUUUGUUUGGAUUUUGCCUUUCACUUUAAAUAAAUUCACUCACAGCUGCGCUGUUGUCAGUGCCUCUUCUCUCCACAUGGUUGCCUGGCUAACCGUGACAUAGACAGUUUGGGUUUUGGGGGUUAUGAUUUUUUUUUAAGUUAGUUCAAAAGUGUUUUAUGACAUUUAGUUUUUACACAUCUUCCUGCAGGUUGACAACUAAAGUCUGUGAACUGAGGUCAACACAAGAGGGCGCCUUCAUCCUGCUAACAGAGGAGCUGGGAACUCACACAAGUGCAGGAAGAUGAAGUUUGGAGCACUUUGGCAACAGUGGAAAUAAAAACUCCCUUUUAAAGCAAAGAAACCUCCAGCAGAACCAGGCUCUGCAGUGCCCAGUUGGGACUGAGGGAGGAGGACAUGAUAAACACACCCACCCACUCCACCAUGCCAUGUUAUAUUCUUCACUUCUAUUGUGCACUUUUUCACCCAGAACGUUAGACUCACGUGCAGUUUCCACAUGUAAAAAAUAAUUAAAAAUCUGAAUGUG
This is a messenger RNA of Maylandia zebra (zebra mbuna), 2899 nucleotides long. RefSeq names its product tripartite motif-containing protein 16-like. The record is from RefSeq and is a predicted model, not a curated record. Gene Ontology annotation, molecular function: zinc ion binding; protein binding. Lineage: Eukaryota; Metazoa; Chordata; Actinopteri; Cichliformes; Cichlidae.